AUUUGUUCCUCUAAAGUUUGCGAUAGAAAUUUCUACUUUUGAGAAAUUACAAGAAUUGUGUAUCCGGUCAAUAACUUCCUUUUUUGAUAUUGUUUCACCGUCGAGAAACACUGAAAAUGGCAGAUGAUGAUUUGGCAGAAAAGAAGAAAAAGAGGACCUUCCGUAAGUUUACUUACAGAGGUGUGGACCUUGAUCAGCUCCUUGAUAUGUCAAUAGAACAGCUGUCGGAUUUGUUCAACUGCAGACAGCGCCGCCGUCUCAGUCGUGGACUUAAGCGUAAACCACUUGCUCUCAUUAAGAGGCUGAGAAAAGCUAAAAAAGAAGCUGGACAUUUGGAAAAGCCAGAGGUUGUUAAAACCCAUCUGCGUGAUAUGAUCAUUGUUCCUGAGAUGAUUGGUUCAAUCGUUGGUGUGUACAAUGGAAAAACAUUCAACCAAGUUGAAAUUAAGCCUGAAAUGGUUGGACAUUACUUGGGCGAGUUUUCCAUUACAUACAAGCCCGUCAAGCACGGCAGACCUGGUAUUGGUGCCACACACUCAUCUAGGUUUAUUCCACUUAAGUAAAUGUCAAGAAAUAAAAAAAUUCAUUUACA
This is a messenger RNA of Physella acuta, 592 nucleotides long. Its product is annotated as small ribosomal subunit protein uS19-like. Gene Ontology annotation, biological process: translation; ribosomal small subunit assembly. Gene Ontology annotation, molecular function: RNA binding; structural constituent of ribosome. Gene Ontology annotation, cellular component: ribosome; cytosolic small ribosomal subunit. The record is from RefSeq and is a predicted model, not a curated record. NCBI's taxonomy places the organism in Eukaryota, Metazoa, Mollusca, Gastropoda, Physidae.